GAUGUGCGGUGAAUAAAUGAUCAGGGGUGGGUGUACGGAAGUGCCCUAUGUUUUGGUUCUGUUCUGUUUGGGGGGCAGAGCUCUGCAGUUGGUCAUUUGUCGUGGAUCAGUUCACAUUCGGCCACUGCGACAUACGCAGUGUUGUUGAAAAAAUUUAGUUUGGCAGUCUUUUUUCUUCCCCCCAACCCCGUACACUUUUUGAUGGCCGCUUCCACUGACGCAAGUUGCUCCCCCCCACUGAGAAUUAAAUCUGUGAAUUCAUCCAGCCAGCCAGAGGUACCAGCUGCUACCCUGCCAACUCCUGUGACAUUUCCAGAAUUUUCUAUUCACACGUCCCGGGGAGGAUCAAAAAUAUACGAUGUGAGCAGGGGGGGCUGGGAUGAGGUGAGGUAACUUCUUCUGUAGUUUUCCUCUCUGUUUGUCGCCGUCCUGUCCGCUGAGACACAGCCUCAUCGAGAAAGGGCUUCCUCACAGCCCGACGCGGGGAGGAUUAGCGGCUAACACUGCUCGUUCUGUUAAACACCGAGGGGAUUUCACGGGCAGGAGACACUGUCUCGGUCGCUGCUCGUCGCCUUUCGCGGAGCUUCGUCACGAAGACGGCGUGCCGUUUUGUCUAUCAUCUCCUGCUUAUCGCACAUUAGUGCCAAACAUGGAAGGCUUUGUCAGCCUCGGGGCAAACAUACUGUUAUGCCCUGCCAAAGGUGCAUGACUCAAAUUUACUAACUUUGAUUUGUAUUUCUCCCCAUUCAUUUGAUACAUUACUGUACACUGAAAUCAGAUUGAAAUUAUGGUACUGUUUUUGAUUCUGAAAUACAAAACCACCAGACAUACAGUUGAUGGAGUACUAUAAUACUAAUGUGUAUGCAGCCUGGAGCAUUCUAGCGUUUUUACAUCCAUAAUUUGCAAAAAUUGAUUGAUGAUCCAUCUCACCAUCAUUUGUAUCCUAUUUCUAUCCAUCAUUUGCAAAAGAAAGUUUUAAUUCCUAUUGUCUUCAAUUAUGCUACAUACAGGCAGUUCUGCUGACCUGCCAUUUAAAUAGAUUUUUACAUUCUAUACUUGCGUAUUUUAGAUAAUAAUAGCUAAAAAAACAAUUGUGUUGGAUUCAUUUUAACCACUGAAAGUUAAAAUAAUUACAUCAGAGUAGGGUAGCACAAGCUCCUGACGGUUUUCCAAAUGCUCUCUUAAUCCUGCAAUGCGGUUGAACAAACCAGAAUGAGCAGAUAAGAAAUGACUGGAAUGAGCUGCUUUCCAGUGAUGGCGUACAUUGUGCUCUAAGCUUGUGCUGUACUAGUGGGCCUGUCUCCCUAGAUACAGGGAAGAGGCUGAGUCGGUCUCAGAUGAGGAAGCGCAGCACUCGAAAGAUCUUCUCCUUCCUGGCGCGAGGCACAGCCAGCUUAGCAACGAAAGAGUGUACUGUAAACAGCAUUUGCAUGUUUGAAGCGAACGCAACGGAUCCCUCGACACCGCGCUGACGAGCUCGCUGAGAUGUGUCUGCCGUCGGAGUGCGGUGGAACGGAACGGAAGGCGCCAUGUUCGGCGGCAGCGCUCCAUUGACCAUGCCACAGGCUGUGCCCCCGCACGGCUGGGAAGAAUGGUUUACUCCGCUGACGUGCCCCGCGCGGACGCCGCGGAGACCAACGCAACCUUCGACACCUCGGGCGCGAGGCUUCUGAACCUUUCGGACCCGGGUUCCGGAACGUUCCCCCCCACCAUGGCCACGGCCUCCGCGGAGAACUGCACCUCGGGCUGCGGGGCGGCGGCGUACGCCGCGACGACGGCCCCCAUCCUCCAGGCGGGCGCGGAGGGCGUCGGCCUGCCCCUCCAGGUGUUCUUCCUCAUCGCCAUCAUUGUCAUCCUGCUGGUCUCCCUCCUGGGAAACGCGGUGGUGUGCCUGAUGGUCUACCAGCGGUCGGCCAUGCGCUCGGCCAUCAACAUCCUGCUGGCCAGCCUGGCCUUUGGCGACAUGAUGCUGGCUGUCCUGAACAUGCCCUUCGCGCUGGUCACCGUCAUGACCACGCAUUGGAUCUUCGGGGACGCGUUCUGCCGGGUCUCAGCCAUGUUCUUUUGGCUCUUCGUCAUCGAGGGCGUGGCCAUCCUGCUCAUAAUCAGCAUCGACCGCUUCCUCAUCAUCGUGCAGAAGCAGGACAAACUGAGCCCCUAUAGGGCCAAAGUGCUGAUUGGCGUAUCCUGGGUCCUCUCCCUCUGCUUCUCCUUCCCCCUGGCCGUGGGGCAGCCCCGCCUCCAGAUCCCUUCCAGGGCCCCGCAGUGCGUGUUCGGCCACUCCACCGAGCCCGGGUACCGGGCCUACGUGGUCCUGACGGCGCUGGUCGUCUUCUUCGUCCCUUUCACAGUCAUGCUCUACACCUUCAUGGGCAUCCUGGGCACGGUGCGCCACAACGCCAUCCGCAUCCACAGCCAUCCGGACAGCAUCUGCCUGAGCCAGGCCAGCAAGCUGGGCCUGAUGAGCCUGCAGAGGCCCUUCCAGAUGAACAUAGACAUGAGCUUCAAGACGCGUGCCUUCACCACCAUCCUCAUCCUCUUCUCCGUCUUCACCGUGUGCUGGGCGCCCUUCACCGCCUACAGCCUGUUUUCCACCUUCAGCAGCAGCUUCUACCACAGGGCCAGCUUCUUCGAGAUCAGCACCUGGCUCCUCUGGCUAUGCUACCUCAAGUCCGCCCUCAACCCUCUCAUCUACUACUGGCGGAUCAAGAAGUUCCGCGACGCCUGCCUGGACCUGAUGCCCAAGUACUUUAAGUUCCUGCCCCAGCUCCCGGGCCACACCAAGCGGCGAAUUCGUCCCAGCGCCAUCUACGUAUGCGGGGAGCAUCGUUCGGUCGUUUGAAUCUCCCAACUGCAAAAAGACACGGUGGCGGUCCAGUUUAAUUUCCCCAAAUUCUUACCACAUGAAUGUGUGUGAAUUCAUAAUAAGUUAUGAUCGUUCUUUUUUAAAAACUUUGUUUCGAGUCGUCUGCGCCCGGUUUACAAAAACGUGUAAAUUAAAUGCUUAUAUGAACGUUUUUUGUUUUUUAAAAAUAGUCACAACAAACUGAAACGUUUGUCCUUGUUAAUAUUUCUAUCCGAACGGUCUGUUUGUGCCUAUGAUUUAGUUCUAUGCCAGUCAGAAUGCUGCUGUAUCUGGUGAAAAUGUGCAAUUUCAGUGUACUGUACUUUUAUCUUGAAUGUAAUAAAGCGUAGACAUUUGUUACAUUGUUAC
Messenger RNA from Anguilla anguilla (European eel), 3214 nucleotides. RefSeq names its product G protein-coupled receptor 63 (gene gpr63). Gene Ontology annotation, molecular function: G protein-coupled receptor activity. The transcript has 2 exons. Gene Ontology annotation, biological process: G protein-coupled receptor signaling pathway. The coding region runs from base 1592 to 2842 and encodes 416 amino acids. NCBI's taxonomy places the organism in Eukaryota, Metazoa, Chordata, Actinopteri, Anguilliformes, Anguillidae. Gene Ontology annotation, cellular component: membrane. The record is from RefSeq and is a predicted model, not a curated record.